Molecule: messenger RNA, 1199 nt
Organism: Amblyraja radiata (thorny skate)
Lineage: Eukaryota; Metazoa; Chordata; Chondrichthyes; Rajiformes; Rajidae
Product: TATA-box-binding protein
Exons: 7
Coding region: 1-1092 (363 amino acids)
Biological process (GO): DNA-templated transcription initiation
Molecular function (GO): DNA binding
Source: RefSeq, a predicted model, not a curated record
AUGGAAUCAUCAUUAGAACGUUAUUUUGAUCAAAAUAUUGAAAAUGUAAGUACAUUUCUCUCCUAUAAUGAAACUAACUACAAGAAAGAUAUCCGAGAGCGAGAAUGUUCUGAUGAAAUUAACGGGGUUCCUGUUGUCUUUGAUGAUCUCUCAACAACUGAUUCCCAUGUCUUUGAAUCUUUGAUUCCAUAUGAUUCAGACCUAACAAUUCAAGAGUCUUGUCACACUUACCAGCUUCUGCAGCCUCCGGAACUAUCUACAGAGCUUACUUCAGCAGAUCUUAGUUUCCUCAGUGAUGACCCAGAUCAACAGAAUGAUGAUGAUGAUGGAAAAGACUCUAACAAUCAGCAGCAAAUGGUAACGCAGAGCCAACUGCUGUCAGACGUUGAGAAUAGUGAUGGUAUUGAUGCUGGACUUGGACAUGACAUUAGCCAAUUGCCAAACCAAUCAACAAAUGAAGGAAUUGCUACUCCAGUUGAUUAUGAAUCAUCAUCAAUGUGCCCAAUGACUCCCAUGACACCUGUAACACCAAUGACCCCAGUAGAAAGUUCUGGAAUAUGUCCACAGUUACAAAACAUUGUUUCUACUGUUAAUAUGGACUGCAGAUUGGACCUGAAGAGAAUAGCACUUCAAGCAAGAAAUGCAGAAUAUAAUCCAAAGCGGUUUGCUGCAGUGAUAAUGCGAAUAAGAGAACCCAGAACGACAGCUCUAAUCUUCAGUUCAGGCAAGAUGGUAUGCACAGGAGCUAAAAGUGAAGAACAAUCCCGAUUAGCAGCUAGAAAAUUUGCUCGUGUUGUUCAGAAACUUGGAUUUCCAGCAACAUUUCUUGAUUUUAAAAUCCAGAACAUGGUUGGAAGCUGUGAUGUGAAAUUCCCCAUCAGAUUAGAGGGUUUGGUUCUUACCCACCAACAGUUCAGCAGCUACGAACCAGAAUUGUUCCCGGGUCUUAUUUACAGAAUGGUUAAACCAAGAAUUGUUUUGCUCAUAUUUGUUUCUGGCAAGGUUGUUUUGACAGGUGCCAAAGUACGUUCGGAAAUCUAUGAAGCAUUUGAGAACAUCUAUCCCAUCUUAAAAGGAUUUAAGAAGGCGUAGUGGCAAAAACCGGAUCUUCUAGAGACAUCUUGAUACAGUUAGUUCUUUACAUAUCUUUGUGAGAACUGAAAUCAAUACACACUGUUGUGCAUAUGAGUGAAAAAUUA